GAUUCAGAUUCAAACUUUCUUCUUCACAGGAACAAACAUUACAAACAACAAUGAGUUGAGGAUCGUGAUGGUGGGGAAGACUGGGAUUGGGAAGAGCACUUCUGGAAACACCAUUCUGGGUCGACCGUGCUUUCAGUCCAAAUGCAGCCCCAAAUCCAUGACUGUAAACUGCUCCAAAGUCUCCAGUGAUGUGGAUGGACAGCAGGUUGCUGUCAUUGAUACUCCAGGUCUGUUUGACACCAGAUUUAAGGGACAUAAAACAAUCAAAGAUCUGAGUCAGUGCGUCUGUUAUGCUUCUCCUGGACCCCACAUCUUCCUGGUGAUCGUUCCAAUCGGCAGAUUCACAGCAGAAGAAUUACAAUCAGUGCAAAUGAUUCAAAAAAUCUUUGGAGAGGCAGCAGACAGAUACAGCAUGGUUCUGUUUUCCCGUGGAGACGACCUUGAAGACACCAUUGAAGAUUAUUUGUCUGAAAGCCCAGAGCUGCAGGAUCUGGUGUCCAGAUGUAACGGCCAGUAUCAUGUCUUCAACAAUCGGAUGAACAAUAAGAAACCUCAGGUCACUGAGCUGCUGAAGAAGAUCAGAACCAUUGUUGACAGUAACGGAGGAAGUCACUACACCAAUAAGAUGUUCCAAGAGGCUGAGAGGAAAAUCGAAGAGGAGAAACAACGAAUCCUGACGGAGAAAGAAGAGAAAAUACAUAAAGAGAAAGAAGAACUGGAGAGAAAGAUAAAAGAAAAGUAUGAGAAAGAGAUGGAGAGAAUGUAUAAGCAAAUCCAGGCUGAGAGAGAGAGAGAGAAGAAGGAGAGAGAGGAGGAGAAGAAGAGGGAGAGAGAAGAAAUGAAUGAAGAGAGGAGGAGGGAGAAGGAAAAGAAUGAGGCAGAGAGAAAGGAGAGAGAGAGAGAGUUUGCAGCCAUGAAGGAAAAGCAGGAGAGAGAAAUUCAAGAAGCAAAAUCCAAGCUGCAGUCUGAGCAUGAAUCUAAGGCCAGAGAAGAAGCUGAGCGAAAUAAUCCUCUCUAUUAUUUGGCUAAAGUUGGAGAAAACAUCUCUAAUGCUGGAGAAAGCCUGGUAAAUUUUUUUAAAAGCCUUUUUUAAAUAAUUAAGUAGUAAAAGUUGGAAUCUUCUGUCUCUUACUAACAUGAUGAUGCAGGUAAAUAAAACCAACAAAUCUCUACUGAAAGUCUCUUGACAAAAACAUUUAAGUAUAAAACAUGGAGAACAGAAAACAACAAACUAGAUUCUGUUUCUUUCAUUGUGUUAAUAAAUGAAGUAAAUCUCCAGCCAGAGAAAAACUCUUCACCACAUCUUGACAUUAAAACUCAGCCAGAACCUGGAUGUUCUUUGUUGGACAGUUCUUGUGAGGUUUUCUAAGAACACGGUGCUUAGACCUUUUGGAAAUUGUUGCUGUAAAGAUUAGCAUAAAUGGAAAAUGACAGUAAAUAUACAAGAUUCACAAUGAUUUUCACUUCAAUAUUCUUGCACUUUCUGCAACAAUUAUUAUUUUGUGAUGAUUGUUUGAACUGAUUUGCAGUGUUUUUUUAUGUUUCUGUUCUGUUGAGAUAUUUUGUGUCACCUUGUUCUGAAUAUGAAAUCACAAAUAAAGCUUGAUGAAAACAAUAAA
This is a messenger RNA of Xiphophorus couchianus (Monterrey platyfish), 1619 nucleotides long. Its product is annotated as GTPase IMAP family member 4-like. The transcript is spliced from 2 exons. Bases 68 to 1093 code for a protein of 341 amino acids. The record is from RefSeq and is a predicted model, not a curated record. NCBI's taxonomy places the organism in Eukaryota, Metazoa, Chordata, Actinopteri, Cyprinodontiformes, Poeciliidae. Gene Ontology annotation, molecular function: GTP binding.